AUGAAGUUCGCAUACAGGUUUUCAAAUUUGCUUGGGACAGUCUAUCGGUGUGGAAACUUAAAUUUUACCUGUGAUGGGAAUUCAGUUAUCAGCCCUGUGGGAAACAGAGUUACUGUGUUCGACUUGAAAAACAACAAGUCCAGCACCCUACCCCUGGCCACUCGCUACAACAUCAAGUGUGUGGGGCUGUCCCCGGACGGCCGCUUGGCCAUCAUUGUUGACGAAGGGGGCAAUGCGCUGCUGCUCAGCCUGGUCUGCCGGUCUGUGUUGCACCACUUCCACUUCAAGGGUGCUGUGCACAGCGUCUCCUUCUCCCCCGACGGCAGGAAAUUCGUCGUCACGAAAGGCAACCUUGCUCAGAUGUACCACGCCCCUGGGAAGAAGCGGGAAUUCAAUGCAUUUGUCCUGGACAAAACCUACUUUGGGCCGUAUGACGAGACCACGUGCAUUGACUGGACAGACGACUCCCGGUGCUUUGCAGUCGGGAGCAGAGACAUGUCCACAUGGGUGUUUGGGGCCGAGCGCUGGGACAAUCUCAUCUACUACGCGCUGGGGGGACACAAGGAUGCCAUCGUGGCCUGCUUCUUCGAGGCCAGCAGCCUGGACCUGUACACGCUCAGCCAGGACGGCGCCCUGUGCAUGUGGCAGUGCGACACCCUUCCUGAGGACCUGAGGCUGAAGGCCCCCACAGGCUGGAAGGCAGACCUGCUGCAGAGGGAGGAGGAGGAGGGGGAGGAGGAGGAGGAGAGGGAGACCACCGUCCGUGGGAAGGCCACACCGGCCGCGGAGGAGCAGCAGGGGAAAGUGAAGUACUCGCGGCUGGCCAAAUACUUUUUCAACAAAGAAGGAGAUUUUAACAAUCUGACAGCUGCUGCAUAUCACAAGAAGGUCCACCUCUUGGUCACUGGUUUUGCUUCUGGAAUCUUCCACCUUCAUGAGCUCCCAGAGUUCAACCUCAUCCACUCUCUGAGCAUCUCGGAUCAGAGGGUUGCAUCCGUCGCUAUCAACAGCUCUGGGGACUGGAUCGCCUUCGGGUGCUCAGGCCUGGGCCAGCUGCUGGUGUGGGAGUGGCAGAGCGAGUCCUACGUGCUCAAGCAGCAGGGCCACUUCAACAGCAUGGUGUCCCUGGCCUACUCCCCCGACGGGCAGUACAUCGUGACUGGCGGGGACGAUGGCAAGGUCAAGGUGUGGAACACCCUCAGUGGCUUCUGCUUUGUCACUUUCACGGAGCACUCAAGUGGAGUCACCGGCGUGGCCUUCACCACCACUGGCUACGUCAUCGUGACCUCCUCCAUGGACGGGACUGUGCGCGCCUUCGAUCUUCACAGGUACCGGAACUUCCGCACCUUCACAUCCCCGCGCCCCACCCAGUUCUCCUGCGUGGCUGUGGACUCGAGCGGGGAGAUCGUCUCUGCUGGGGCACAGGACUCUUUCGAGGUCUUCAUCUGGUCCAUGCAGACGGGCCGGCUCCUUGAUGUUUUGUCCGGCCACGAGGGGCCCAUCAGCGGACUGUGUUUUAACCCCAUGAAGUCGGUCCUGGCCAGUGCCUCCUGGGACAGGACGGUGCGUCUGUGGGACAUGGCGGACAGCUGGAGGACCACAGAGACGCUGGCCCUCACCUCUGACGCUCUGGCCGUGACCUUUCGCCCUGACGGUGCCGAGCUGGCCGUGGCCACACUGAACUCACAGAUCACCUUCUGGGACCCCGAGAACGCAGUGCAGACGGGCUCCAUCGAGGGCAGGCACGACCUCAAGACGGGCAGGAAGGAGCUGGACAAGAUCACUGCCAAGCACUCAGCCAAGGGGAAGGCCUUCACCACUCUGUGCUACUCCGCGGACGGCCAGAGCAUCCUGGCGGGAGGGAUGUCCAAGUUCGUGUGCAUCUAUCACGUCAGGGAGCAGAUUCUCAGGAAGAAGUUCGAGAUCUCCUGCAACCUGUCUCUGGACGCCAUGGAGGAAUUUUUGAACCGAAGAAAAAUGACAGAGUUCGGCAACCUGGCACUCAUUGACCAAGACGCUGCAGAGGAGGGCGGGGUCGCCAUCCCACUGCCGGGCGUGAAGAAAGGUGACAUGAGCUCCCGGCACUUCAAACCUGAGAUCAGGGUGACUUCACUCCGCUUCUCCCCCACCGGGCGCUGCUGGGCGGCCACUACCACCGAGGGGCUCCUCAUUUAUUCCCUGGACGCCCAGAUGCUCUUUGACCCAUUCGAGCUGGACACCAGCGUCACCCCUGCACGGAUCCGGGCGGCACUGCGCCAGCGGGACUUCACCAGGGCCAUCCUCCUGGCCUUCCGGCUCAACGAGAGGAAGCUGCUGCAGGAGACCCUGGAGGCGGUGCCCUGGGACGAGAUCGAGGUCAUAAGCUCCUCCCUGCCCGACUUGUACGUGGAGAAGGUGCUGGAAUUUUUAGCUUCAUCCUUUGAAGUGUCUCGCCAUCUAGAAUUCUACCUCAUAUGGACUCAGAAACUGCUCAUGGUGCACGGACAGAAGCUGAAGUCCAGAGUGGGGACGCUGCUGCCGGCGGUCCAGUUCCUUCAGAAGAGCAUCCAGCGCCACUUGGACGAUGUCUCCAAACUCUGCGACUGGAACCGCUACAACCUGCAGUACGCGCUGGCCGUCUCGAAGCAGCGGGGCCUGAAGCGGCCCUCAGAGCCGCCGGGCAGCGAGGAGGAGGCAGACACGUCCGAGAACGACGAUGACAGUCUGCAUCUGCUCGGGGGAGGGCCUGGGCACGCGGACGGGCCACUGGCCUAG
Messenger RNA from Rangifer tarandus platyrhynchus (Svalbard reindeer), 2754 nucleotides. The record is from the annotation of a GenBank genome assembly. Lineage: Eukaryota; Metazoa; Chordata; Mammalia; Artiodactyla; Cervidae.